Molecule: messenger RNA, 1649 nt
Organism: Hippocampus zosterae (dwarf seahorse)
Lineage: Eukaryota; Metazoa; Chordata; Actinopteri; Syngnathiformes; Syngnathidae
Gene: ift38
Product: clusterin associated protein 1
Exons: 13
Coding region: 161-1444 (427 amino acids)
Biological process (GO): cilium assembly
Cellular component (GO): cilium; intraciliary transport particle B; centrosome
Source: RefSeq, a predicted model, not a curated record
ACAGAAUAUGGCGCCCGACCCAACAUCGUCGCCUCCCAUUGGACUGGACUCGAGCAAAGCAAUUCAUGAUUGGACAGGCAGCAUUGGCUCUUCCUUGUAGAACAUCUCCGAGGACGACUGUCCGAAUUGCAGGCCAACAGUGAGGACAACACGAGUCACAAUGUCUUUCAGAGAUUUGAGAAAUUUCACCGAAAUGAUGAGAGCUUUGGGCUAUCCUCGCUUGAUUUCGUUGGAGAAUUUCAGAACACCUAACUUCAAUCUGGUGGCAGAAAUCAUGAUAUGGCUCGUUAAAAGAUAUGAACCUCAGAUGGAUAUUCCUACAGAUGUGGACACAGAGUCAGACCGAGUAUUCUUCAUAAAAGCUGUGGCUCAGUUCAUGGCAACCAAAGCGCACGUCAAGCUGAACACCAAGCGCCUCUACCAGGCUGAUGGCUACGCAGUGAAAGAGAUGUUAAAGAUCACGUCAGUGCUGUACAGUGCAAUGAAGACCAAGCAGAUGGGCCUGGAAGAUAGAGUCGAGGAGGACAGCAUCAAGUUUAAGUUUGACAUUGGUUCACGGAUUUCUGACCUCAAGGCAGCUCGGCAGCUAGCGUCGGAAGUCACGUCGAAAGGAGCAUCUUUGUUUGAUUUACUGGGCAAGGAGCUGGAACUUAGGGAAAAAAGAACUGCAGCCAUUGCAAGACCUCUGGAGAUCGAUGUGACUGAAAAGGCCCUGAGAGUAGCCAUCAGGGAGGCCCUAGAAACAGUGGAGAAAACCAAAGAGAUGCUGAAUAGCAUUGUUUCUGAUGAGGCCAGCCUGGAUGCCAAGAUAGAAAAAAAGAAACAGGAGCUGGAGAGGAGUCGGAAAAGACUUCAGACACUGCAAAGUGUGCGACCUGCGUUCAUGGACGAAUAUGAAAAGAUUGAAGAAGACCUGCAGAAGCAGUAUGAGAUCUACGUGGCAAAGUUCAAAAACCUUUGUUUUCUGGAGUCUCAGCUAGAAGAUUACCAUAAACUGGAGCAAGAGCGGUUUGAGGAGGCCGAAAACACCCUGAGGAUGAUGCAGCAAAAUCUGAAGGAGGAGGACAGGGAUCUAAUGAGGAGUUCACUGAAAGAUGUGGACUCUGACAUGGAUGUUCUUGAGGAUGAAGGUGACAUGGACAGUGAAUUGGAAGAGUCACGGCCCUCCAAUCCGCGACCCACUCGAAAUGGCUUGAUGGCUGCUAAACAAAUGGGCGAUUUGUUCAGAAGAGGAACAAGAUUCAUUGGGAACAUGCAGGGUGGUGACAGUGAUGAGUCAGACGACAGCGAGAUAGAGGUAGAUGAAGACGACGAAGAGGAAGACGGCGAGGAUGAGAGCAAAUUAGACGAUGACAGCUUGGAAGACCAUGUGGCUAGAGCAACACACACGUCUAGUGGACGCACGAGACCUCCUCUUUUCGAUGAAAGCGACAAUGACUUCUGAAUUAUAAACAUGCCUAUUUUUACUCAAAUACAGAGGCGGUCUGUCAUAUAUUCAAUUUUAUAUUGUAGCUCAUUUUAAAAUGAUAAACAUUGUAUUGACUUGAAACACGAGGAAUUUGUUGGGGAUGCAACAGAACAUCAAUGUACAAUAGCUCUUGAUAAUUGUUAUUUAUCUCAAUAAAUUGUUUAGUUCUCUCUACCUUUAA